This is a messenger RNA of Plasmodium adleri (nom. inval.), 630 nucleotides long. Its product is annotated as cytoadherence linked asexual protein 3.2, putative. The record is from RefSeq and is a predicted model, not a curated record. The transcript has a single exon. NCBI's taxonomy places the organism in Eukaryota, Apicomplexa, Aconoidasida, Haemosporida, Plasmodiidae. Bases 1 to 630 code for a protein of 209 amino acids. Gene Ontology annotation, biological process: adhesion of symbiont to microvasculature.
AUGUACGCCUUUUGUUUUUUUGCUGUUUAUCCUUUGUAUGCAUAUUAUGAAAAUAUUCAUUUCUAUAUAACUAGCAAUUUCCGUUUCUUGGAUCGAUAUUAUACUGUAUUCAAUAAAUAUUUAAUAAAUUUUGUGAGAACCAAACUUAAAGAAUAUACAAGUGAUAUUCUGAUAAAAUAUGAACGCGAAGCGUACUUGAGUAUGAAAAAAUAUGGGUAUUUAGGUGAAGUUAUUGCUUCAAGACUAUCGUCUAAAGAUAAAAUUAUGAAUUAUUUGCACGAAACCAACGAGGAGACCAUGAGUAAUUUAAGAAGAUAUGAUAUGGAAAAUGCUUUCAAGAACAAAAUGGCUACUUAUGUAGAUGAUUUUGCUUUUUUUGACGAUUGUGGCAAAAACGAACAAUUUUUAAACGAAAGAUGCGAUUACUGUCCUGUGGUAGAAGAGGUGGAAGAAACGCAACUACAACCACAAUUACUCCCACAUACUGAUGAGACCACGAUGGUGUCGAAACCAACGAGUACCUAUAUUGAUGUUGAAAAAAUAGAAGAAACAGGUUCGGCAGAUAGUGACGAUGAUGAAAAAGAAUUUGACGAACCCGACGACGAAUUAAUGGUCGCCAGAUUUCACUAA